GGCGGCUCUAGGGGACGCGAUUAAUUCGAUCAGUUCGAUGGUUUCGCGCCGGCCUGAGGCAGCUGGGGUGAGGCGGUCCUCGUCCUCGUGAACCUCACCGGUGAGGAUAAAGCCGGCCGCGCCGCCAUCAUGCUGCUGCCCGUGUUCACCCUGAAACUGCGCCACAAAAUCAGCCCCCGCAUGGUGGCCAUAGGGCGUUACGACGGGAUUCACCCGUGCUUGACGGCCGCCACCCAAGCGGGAAAGGUUUUUAUUCAUAAUCCUCAUAACCGGAGCCAGAAUUUCAGUACGUCCAGGGUCUUCCAGAGCCCCCUGGAGUCUGAGGUUUCUCUUCUAAACAUUAAUCAGGCCGUCAGUUGCCUGACUGCAGGAGCAUUGAACCCUGAACUUGGCUGUGAUACACUUUUAGUGGGGACACAGACUAAUCUUUUGGCUUAUGAUGUCUACAAUAAUUCAGAUCUGUUCUACAGAGAGGUUGCAGAUGGGGCAAAUGCCAUUGUUCUGGGGUCGUUGGGAGACAUUGCCUCUCCUCUGGCAAUUAUUGGUGGGAAUUGUGCUCUACAAGGUUUUGAUCAUGAAGGGAAUGAUCUCUUUUGGACGGUUACUGGAGACAAUGUUCAUUCCUUGGCCUUGUGUGACUUUGAUGGUGAUGGAAAGAAAGAGCUUCUAGUUGGAUCUGAGGAUUUUGACAUCCGAGUUUUUAAGGAAGAUGAGAUUGUGGCAGAAAUGACAGAAACAGAGAUAAUCACCUCUCUGUGCCCUAUGUAUGGCAGUCGGUUUGGUUAUGCCCUUUCCAAUGGCACAGUUGGAGUUUAUGACAAAACAGCCCGAUACUGGAGAAUUAAAUCCAAAAAUCAUGCCAUGAGCAUUCAUGCUUUUGACCUUAAUUCUGAUGGAGUCUGUGAACUGAUAACUGGUUGGUCCAAUGGGAAGGUCGAUGCUCGAAGUGACCGAACUGGGGAUGUCAUCUUUAAAGACAACUUUCCUUCUGCCAUUGCUGGUGUGGUAGAGGGGGAUUACCGGAUGGAUGGCCACAUACAGUUAAUCUGCUGCUCCGUGGAUGGUGAAAUCCGGGGCUAUCUGCCAGGCACUGCUGAGAUGAGGGGGAACCUCAUGGACGCCAGUGUAGAGCAGGACCUGAUCCGAGAGCUGAGUCAGAAGAAGCAGAACCUGCUGCUGGAGCUCCGCAACUAUGAGGAAAAUGCCAAGGCCGAAUCGAGCAGUCCACUGAAUGAGGGAGAUGGGCAGAGGGGCAUAAUCCCAGCCAAUACCAAGCUCCAUACUACUCUCUCAGUCAAUUUGGGGAGCAAGACGCAAGCUGCACAUGCAGAGCUGUGCAUUUCCACUUCCAAUGAUACCAUCAUCCGAGCGGUAUUGAUUUUUGCAGAGGGAAUUUUUGUAGGUGAAAGCCAUGUGGUCCAUCCCAGCAUACAUAAUCUCUCCAGUUCUAUCCGUGUCCCGAUUAUGCCUCCCAAGGAUGUCCCUGUGGAUCUGCACUUGAAAACCUUUGUGGGUUACAGAAGCAGCACCCAGUUCCAUGUAUUUGAGAUGACAAAACAGCUUCCCCGGUUCACCAUGUAUGCGUUUACCAGCCCACACUCUGCCAGUGAGCCCUUGAGCUAUGUGAACUUCAUCAUUGCAGAACGGGUACAGAGGAUUGUUAUGUGGCUCAACCAGAACUUUCUGUUACCAGAAGAUACUAACAUCCAGAAUGCUCCAUUUCAAGUGUGCUUCACAUCCUUACGGAAUGGUGGCCAGCUCUACAUAAAAAUCAAACCUAGUGGAGAGAUCACUGUGAACACUGAUGACAUUGAUUUGGCUGGUGAUAUCAUCCAGUCAUUGGCCUCCUUUUUUGCUAUUGAAGACCUUCAGGUAGAAGCAGAUUUUCCUGUCUACUUCGAAGAGUUACGAAAGGUGCUGGUUAAGGUGGAUGAGUACCACUCAGUGCAUCAAAAACUCAGUGCUGACAUGGCUGACAAUUCUAAUCUGAUCCGAAGUUUGCUGGUCCGAGCUGAGGAUGCGCGCCUAAUGAGGGACAUGAAAACAAUGAAGAGUCGCUACAUGGAACUCUAUGACCUUAACAAAGACUUGCUAAAUGGAUAUAAAAUUCGCUGCAAUAAUCACACAGAACUGUUAGGAAACCUUAAAGCAGUAAAUCAAGCAAUUCAAAGAGCAGGGCGUCUGCGUGUUGGAAAACCAAAGAACCAUGUGAUCACUGCUUGUCGGGAUGCGAUUCGAAGCAACAACAUCAACACACUGUUCAGAAUCAUGCGGGUGGGCACAGCACCUUCAUAGAAGAUGAGGCAAAAGGCAAAGGAAAAGUUACUUCGAAACAUUUUAUCUAAACAUCCACACUAGUUUGCCUUGCAUAAAUCCUGGUGAACCCCAGGCAUUGUGGGUGAAAUGUUGGUGAGUAUACAGACUAAAGACAAAGCAUUAUAUUCUAUCUUCCAUUGAAGUGCAAUUGCUGGCUGCAGUAGAUUUGUAUGAGGGAGCGUGAAUACCUCUGAAACAUCCCGGCUUCAGAAG
Messenger RNA from Perognathus longimembris pacificus (Pacific pocket mouse), 2529 nucleotides. It is a transcript of the gene Bbs2, whose product is annotated as Bardet-Biedl syndrome 2. Gene Ontology annotation, biological process: non-motile cilium assembly. The coding region runs from base 130 to 2295 and encodes 721 amino acids. The record is from RefSeq and is a predicted model, not a curated record. Gene Ontology annotation, cellular component: motile cilium; BBSome; ciliary basal body. The transcript is spliced from 17 exons. Lineage: Eukaryota; Metazoa; Chordata; Mammalia; Rodentia; Heteromyidae. Gene Ontology annotation, molecular function: protein binding.